This is a messenger RNA of Spodoptera frugiperda (fall armyworm), 2518 nucleotides long. RefSeq lists its product as uncharacterized. NCBI's taxonomy places the organism in Eukaryota, Metazoa, Arthropoda, Insecta, Lepidoptera, Noctuidae. The transcript has 8 exons. The record is from RefSeq and is a predicted model, not a curated record. The coding region runs from base 85 to 1095 and encodes 336 amino acids.
CAGAUAUCGAUCGUCAUAAGCGCAUGCUCGCAUAGUUGGCCGGGGCCCGAGUGCAGCGCUCCGCCGCGAACCAAGGAGUCAGUCAUGCCGCUCUGUGCUGUACUGACAUGUAAAUCAAGGUCAGACUGCCCGAGCGGAUCCUCCUCAAGACUCACCUUCCACCCGUUCCCAGCCAAUGAGGAGAUAAGAGAGAAGUGGAUUGAUAUGACCGGUCGUGACGACUGGACCCCCACUGCCAACGAUUACAUUUGCUCCAAGCACUUCAGAGACACUGAUUACUUCAUCAAGCGUUCAGGCAACCGUUACCUGAAGACUGCUGCUAUUCCCUGCGAGUAUGUCGUUUACCGCGACCUGCCGCCCAUCGAAGACAUCCCAAGCACCUCUCGAGGAGUGAACAGGGAGGCGCUGGCACGCGACGAGCCUCUGCCCCAGUUCAGCCGAAACUCCUCUCCUGACCUCUCCCUUCCGAUCCAGGAAGCUGACACCACCUUCUCCGAAGACCUGGACAUUGACUGCAACGAGAAUGAUCUCGCUGCUUGGACGGCGUUCCAGCCGGAAAGCUUCUUUGUUCGCCCCACACCGAGCCCGCUGCUUGAUCGGCGUUCGUCUGCUGAAGCUGAUUCUAGCAGCUUUGAGGAAAAAUACCGAGGACGAGCGUCAUCCAUAAAUCCAAGUCCGCCGAUAAGUUCUCCUCACACUCCACUGCUGGGGAAUCGGGCUGAUAGUCCAGUAUUCGACUUAAGACGCCAUAUGCAAGGUCUGCCAUCACCUCGACCUUCCACUCCUCCCAGUAAUAUGGAACUUAAGAGAGAAAUUAAGAAGCUGAUGAGUCGACGUAAGAUCUGCAAGAAGGCCCUUGCUGUAGCUCGAUCUGAAGUGAGAAAAGCUAAAAAAAUCCAAAAGCGGCUUGCAGCUGGAAAAAUGACGGAAAUGGAUAAAGCUUCUGCAAUAAUCGAACUUCAGCAUAAAGAGAUUAGAAUAUUGCAAAUCAAAGAGCGGCAGGCUAGGAAAAUAUUUAAAAAGAUUAAUUCCUUGAUGAAACACGUUAACAUCAUUUCUUUUUUUAUGAAAUUCGAUGUUUUUAAGGCGAAGUAAGAUCAUCAAGCGAAGAAUGAGGAAAUGAGGAGACGGUCUUCAGAUUGUAAUUAAUGUAGAAUAUAAUGUUCACUUCUCCGUUACCACUUCACUGCUCAGUAUGGGCGUCUAUUCGAUGUCCAAGUAAUCUUUUCGGUCCUCAGAGACCCACUAUCAGUUUCUUGUAGCUUAAGAAGUAGAUGUGUUUUAAUGUUAACGAUAUUACCCGGGAAUACACCCGGGAUUGUGUAUAUGAUUGUUGUAAUGUGUCCCCCGCGAUCCUAAAUACAGUUGACGGGCGAAAAACCUUUACUCAUUGGUAAUUUCCUUAACAAAAAAAGUCAUUAAAACAAAUAUUUUAGUUAAAUGCCUGCGUUAAAAGUUGUGCUAACGGAGAACCGGGCUUCUUAACCUGAAAUAGAAAAAGUACAAACACCAUUACCUUUAUAAGACUAAUAGAAAAAAUGCUUUAGUUGGAAUUAAACGAUAUUCGGAGAUGCAGGGAAAUACCAAAGAAUUUAAUUAUACUUAAUGAGUAACGUAGGUAUACGUAGCCCUAUAUACUGUAUAUAGAACACAGGUACAUACCUGUAGUAAGAUUGUACUUAUAAUGGAUGGCCUAAGUCCGCAGAAGAUCCCCAGAAGGGAGACCUCAGAAGGUAGAACCCAGAAGGGAGAGAAGAAUGCGGCGGAACAGUCAACGAAAAGUAGCAUCGAAUAAAAAUGGAAUAUGUUGGAAGGAUAUUGGGCCAUGCCACACAUAUUUAUUUUUUCCUACAUGCUUUCAAUGUUACUAUUAAGAUAAUAAGUAUACGUACUAUAAAUAAUGGAAGACUCGCAUUAGGCUGGAGCUCCAUUCAAAUCGAUGUCUAACUAUUUUACUCAAGUAUGGAAUGAUGGCAAAGCGAGAUGGAAAGUUGUAUUAGAAGAUUGAGAAAAACUAUUUUUGUAAAUAAAAUAAAAAUUUGAAUCAUUAAAUGAAGAAAAUGAAGAAUCGAAAUGUUGAAAACGAAAAUAAUUUAUGUAACGAAAUAUCUACAAGAUUUUCUUUUUAGGUAUUGAUAGUAUUGGAAUCUCAAAGAUCUUUCUUGUAUUAAAUACUUAGUUUAAAACAUUUUAAAUAAGCAAAAAGACGACGUCAGAAGACCGAGUCGAAAGACCAUGUAAGAAGACCACAAGAAGGGCUAAAAAUCUUUUCAGAAAUACAAUAAUAUGAUGGUGUUUCAAACAGCUAGGAGUCAACAGGGUAGAGCGUAUCUCGCUUUGUUGAGCGACGGAUUUGAUAUAUCGACGUAAUUAGGAACAAACAUAUUUAUUGGACUGUCUUUACUUGUCUUGAUGUUAGUUGAUAAGCUUCGACUAAGAGAAUCGAUGUUGUAUUCUUCUUAAACUGUUCUAUCUUCUAUCUACAUUAUUUGUGUAAUAAAAAUGAUCGAAAAAUGUA